AUGGAGAUGAUGGCUAUGACUAUGCAACAGCAGAAUGCCUACUUUGCUAGGAUGGAUGCUGAUAGAGCUACAGCUAGUGCAGCAAGACCAUACUUCCCAGAGAGCGUGAGGCACGCCAAGAAGGCUGAGUUCAUGCGGUUGAACCAAGGAGGGAUGUCGGUGUCUGAGUAUGCGAUGAGAUUCGAGCACUUGGCUCGUUUCUUUUCGCAAGCUAUUUCUGAAGCUUGGGAGUGCCGAAAGUUUGCUGAGGGGUUGAAACAAGAGUUGAAGAGGGUGGUGGUGCCUAUGGCCAUCACUGAGUUUCUGGCCUUGGUGGAAAAGGCUAAAGUUGUUGAGCGGUUGGAAGGUGGCAACCGUGUAGUGAAGACUGCUGAGGGACCAGUUAGGUCCAAGAAAGGUGGAGGUCAGAGGAAACCAUAUGAUAGGCCCCAAUCACAACAAGGGGGUCCUAUCAUAAGGCAACCUACUAAUGCUGCUAGAGGUGGGAAACAGGGUGGAGGUGCCACUCUCAGAUGCUAUCGGUGUGCUAGACCCCACUUUGUUUGGGAUUGUCCUCACACUGAGAGCCGAUGUUUCAGGUGUAAUCAGAUGGAUCAUGAGUCGACCAACUGUCCUGCUAGAAAUAGACCGGAUAAGGUUACUCCGAGAGGUGAUAGACUUGUUGCUGCUGGGAGGGUAUUCGCCUUGAUCGAGGCUUAA
Molecule: messenger RNA, 699 nt
Organism: Cajanus cajan (pigeon pea)
Lineage: Eukaryota; Viridiplantae; Streptophyta; Magnoliopsida; Fabales; Fabaceae
Source: RefSeq, a predicted model, not a curated record